AUGUCGUCUGAACAAUCAUCCCCAUUCACUGACCAAUCGCUUAGGAAUGCUCGGCAAUUUGCUGGGGGUUUUCAACAAUCAUCCAUAAGUUUCGAACAAAUAAAUACUGAAUUAGAACCAUCACCCAGGAGUGCCCAACAACCACCUACCAAUUUUCAACCAUUGCCGCGGAAUACUCUACCAUCACCUACUAGCUUUGAAUCAUUACCUUGGAGUGCUCAGCAAUCAACACUCAAUGCUCAGCCAUCACCUACUAGCUUUGAACCAUUGGCUUGGAAUUCCCAACAAGCACCUACCAAUUUUCAACCAUUACCACGAAAUACUCUACCAUCGCCUACUAGUUUUGAACCAUUGGCUUGGAAUUCCCAGCAAGCACCUACCAAUUUUCAACCAUUACCACGGAAUACUCUACCAUCGCCUACUAGUUUUGAACAAUUGGCUUGGAAUUCCCAGCAAGCACCUACCAAUUUUCAACCAUUACCACGAAAUACUCUACCAUCGCCUACUAGUUUUGAACCAUUGGCUUGGAAUUCCCAACAAGCACCUAUCAAUUUUCAACCAUUACCACGGAAUACUCUACCAUCGCCUACUAGUUUUGAACCAUUGGCUUGGAAUACCCAACAAGCACCUACCAAUUUUAAACAAUUACCACGGAAUACUCUACCAUCGCCUACUAGUUUUGAACCAUUGGCUUGGAAUUCCCAACAAGCACCUACCAAUUUUCAACCAUUACCACAGAAUACUCUACCAUCGCCUACUAGUUUUGAACAAUUAGCUUGGAAUUCCCAGCAAGCACCUACCAAUUUUCAACCAUUACCACGGAAUACUCUACCAUCGCCUACUAGUUUUGAACCAUGGGCUUGGAAUUCCCAACAAGCACCUACCAAUUUUCAACCAUUACCACGGAAUACCUUACCAUCACCUACUAGUUUUGAUUCAUCACUUUGCACUGCCCAGCAGCCACCUACCAAUUUUCAAACAUUGUCGCGGAAUGCUCAACAAUCGCGAAGUAACUUAAACAAAUUGUCAUGUAACGUAAAACAGCGACGUAGGAAAUUUGAAUGA
Molecule: messenger RNA, 1065 nt
Organism: Rotaria sp. Silwood2
Lineage: Eukaryota; Metazoa; Rotifera; Eurotatoria; Philodinida; Philodinidae
Source: the annotation of a GenBank genome assembly